This is a messenger RNA of Lucilia cuprina (Australian sheep blowfly), 3390 nucleotides long. It is a transcript of the gene CaMKI, whose product is annotated as calcium/calmodulin-dependent protein kinase type 1. NCBI's taxonomy places the organism in Eukaryota, Metazoa, Arthropoda, Insecta, Diptera, Calliphoridae. The transcript has a single exon. Gene Ontology annotation, molecular function: calmodulin binding; calcium/calmodulin-dependent protein kinase activity; ATP binding. The coding region runs from base 518 to 1846 and encodes 442 amino acids. The record is from RefSeq and is a predicted model, not a curated record. Gene Ontology annotation, biological process: protein phosphorylation.
AAAAAAACUAAUCAGAUGGACUAUGAGUCCACUCUGUUAAGACACUUUGCAUCAGUGUUUAUUUGCCUUUAUUGAGUAUAUGCUGCGCGGAUGAGAGAUUUACCGUUUUUUUCUGUGUGUGUGACGUACGAAAAAAAAGGAAAAUUUAACAGAGAAAAAAAGUUAAUUUUUUGCAAUUAGAAAAAUUUUAUUAUUCCAAUUAGAGGAAAAUUUAUUGGAAUUAUAGAAAACUAGCGAAAUAAGUGUGUAAUAUGAAAUAAAUGUAUGCAAAAGCAAAUAAAAUAAACGAACGGAAUUGCAUUAAAAACGUUAAUACAAAGCAAUAUACCUACAAAAAAAUAAAAUGUUAAAGAUUUUUAAGUGAAUUUUAAAAGAAGAAAAAUAAAAAACAAGCAAGAACAUCUGAAGAGAACAAAAACGAAAGAAAGCAACACUUCCCCAUCAUCCUCUUAGAAUAAAGGAAAGGAAUUCUGAAGGAAUUUUUUUACAAGCAGAAUAAGUGCAAAAGUGUAGCGAUAUGCCGUUAUUUGGCAAAAAGGAUUCGGCCAAAAAAAGUAAGGCCAAGGAAAUUAAGGAACUAAACAAAACCAUACCAAUAGAGGAUAAGUACAAUUUACACGGCCUACUGGGUACAGGGGCAUUUUCUGAGGUACGUUUGGCGGAGAGCAAAGACGAACCUGGUAAACACUAUGCGGUAAAAAUAAUCGAUAAAAAAGCGCUGAAGGGCAAAGAGGAAUCAUUAGAAAAUGAAAUACGUGUGUUGCGAAGAUUCAGUGCUAAUCAUCAGAAUGAUAGUGCCGCUUCAACAGAUUCCACUGGUAACAAUAGAUUAACACACCCGAAUAUAGUCCAACUAUAUGAAACGUAUGAAGAUAAAUCAAAAAUCUAUCUGGUCAUGGAACUGGUGACCGGAGGUGAACUAUUCGAUCGUAUAGUGGAAAAGGGUUCCUAUACCGAAAAGGAUGCCUCUGACUUGAUACGACAAAUUCUCGAAGCCGUCGACUAUAUGCACGAGCAGGGAGUUGUGCACAGGGACUUGAAGCCAGAAAAUUUACUUUUCUACAGUCCCGAUGAUGAUAGCAAGAUUAUGAUAAGUGAUUUUGGUCUCUCGAAAAUGGAAGAUUCCGGUAUAAUGGCCACAGCCUGUGGUACACCCGGCUAUGUGGCCCCCGAAGUUCUGGCACAAAAACCUUACGGCAAGGCAGUGGAUAUAUGGAGUAUAGGUGUCAUUUCGUACAUUCUCCUUUGCGGCUAUCCGCCAUUUUACGAUGAGAAUGAUGCCAAUCUCUUUGCCCAAAUCUUAAAGGGUGAAUUUGAAUUCGAUUCACCCUACUGGGAUGAUAUUAGUGAUUCGGCUAAGGAUUUCAUACGUCACUUAAUGUGUGUUAAUGUUGAGAAACGUUUUAACUGCAAACAAGCGCUAGCACAUCCUUGGAUCUCAGGCAAUGCUGCUGGCAAUAAGAAUAUCCAUGCUACGGUUUCAGAACAACUCAAAAAGAAUUUCGCCAAAUCCCGUUGGAAGCAGGCCUACUUGGCCGCCACCGUUAUACGACAAAUGCAACGUUUGGCCAUGGGCGAGGGUAGUAAAAGUAAUUUGUUAAAGGAUUCUAAAAACAACACUAGCAGUUCACAAACAACCACCGAAGGUGAUUCAACAACUAGUGCGAAUGCUGUUGGUGGAGCAGGAGGUGGAGGAGAGAGUAGUACUAAGCAAACGAUUAAUGAAAAUACGACGUCGCCAUCAUCAUCAUCGAAUGCUGCUGAGUUUCAAAACCAAAGAAUCUCAUCGCCUAGUUCUGCGGCCGCUGCAUCUUGCCUAAAUGGUAGUGAUCAGAGAAACAAAUAAAUAGUGGUAAAUGGUUUUUAAAAUGAACUAGAUUAAACUAACCCAAAAUAUAAAACAAAACAAAAAAAAAAAUAAUCUAAUUUCGAUAUGAACCAAAAAAAAGUGAUGCGAAAAAACAAAAAAAAAAUAGAAAAAUCAAAUCGAAUUAUUUUUUUUUUCUUUUUUCAUAAAUUGAAUACUGCACAUUAACAAAAAAUUAAAAAAAAAAUUAAUUAUAAAUAUAUAGUCGCAUUAAGGGCUUUCAAAACGUAAACAAAACGUAAAAAAUCAGAGUUAAAGAUUAUUUUUAAUUAAUUUUAUUGCUUAAAUUCUUUAAUUAAUUACUUAAGAUUAACAUUUUUUAUUAUGUAUAUUUUUAUAUAUUUUUCAGCCUUCAACUUUGUGAGAAGGGUAUUAAAUUUAUUUUUAAAGUUGUUAUUUUGGAAAAUUAUUUUGCAUACAAGAUUUUAAAAUUUUUUUGUUAAAUUUCUAAAGGGUGAAUCUGUGCUGGGAAAAUCAAAAUGUUUAGAGAUAGACUUUUUGGUAUCUUUCAUAUAUUAUUUUAACAAAAUUGAUAAUUGUUACUUUGAAGCAACAAUUACUUAAAUGGUCAACUUCUAAUGCUAGAAGUUCUUUUUCAAAAAAAGUCUGAUUGAUGUUAUUUAGUUUUUGCUUCGAAGACUUGGCAAAACAAUUUCAAUUUUGAACAAAAAUCAUAUUUACUUUAAAAAAAAUUUUAUUUUUUUUUAUUUUUUAAACAUUUGAAAUGAUUGCGUAAAUCCGCUUGAGAAAGAAAAUUUAGGAUUAUCUCUUAAUUCAGAAAGUUAAAGACAAUUUGUUGAUAAUUUCUAUUAAACAAAAUUUGAAAAUCUUCUACUACGAAAUAACAACUUUACUAGCUCAUUUUAAAAAUCUAAUUUAUAUUAUUUAUCUAUUUUUUAAACGAAUUUAUUUUUUAUACAUAUUUUAUAUUUACAACAAAGCUUUUCUCAUUCCCUACUUUCUACUUAGAUUGCCAGUCAACUUAAAUGUCUUAAUUAUUAAGAAAAAUCGUUUAAAAAUCCAUUAAUAUUUACAGCAAAAGUCAUAAUAUGAAUAUGAGUUAUAUACUAUUAGUUUUUUCUUAUCACCAAGUUUAAGUGUGAUUGUGCAAAUUUUUCUAAUAUUAAUAACUAAAUAAUAUUUAUAUUGUAUGUAUUUUUUUUUUGUUAAUAAUUUAUUAUACAAACGAAUUUAUAUUAUUACUAGUAUUUUUGGUAUAAGCUUAAUACUACCAUUGAUCUUUAACCCUGAUUUUAUAUGAAUAAAAAUUUUAACUAUUUGCAAAUUAAAACAAACAAAAAAACAAUUAAAACAAAAAAAAAAUUAUAUAAAAACGUAUAACAGAAAAAAAUAAUUAAAGAGAGCAGACAGACGCAUAUUUAAACCAUGACGAAAAGAAUUAUUAACAAAUAAACAAAACAAAAUAUAUAAAAUAAAAUACUGCACCUGCUUGUACUCUUACAUAUUUAAUAAUAUAACAACAACCUAUAAUUAUCUUUUUCUUACAUACAUUUAUAUAUAUA